Molecule: messenger RNA, 1901 nt
Organism: Anopheles cruzii
Lineage: Eukaryota; Metazoa; Arthropoda; Insecta; Diptera; Culicidae
Gene: TyrRS
Product: tyrosine--tRNA ligase, cytoplasmic
Exons: 2
Coding region: 44-1645 (533 amino acids)
Biological process (GO): tyrosyl-tRNA aminoacylation
Molecular function (GO): tyrosine-tRNA ligase activity; tRNA binding; ATP binding
Source: RefSeq, a predicted model, not a curated record
CGUCUUUUCCGGUUUUCGUGAGACAGUGAAACCCACACCGACAAUGGCAAAGGCACCCACGACCGAGGAAAAGGAAACUCUCAUCACGCGCAACCUGCAGGAGGUGCUCGGGCAGGAUAACAUGCGGGCCGUCCUGAAGGAGCGUGACCUUAAAAUAUACUGGGGCACGGCCACCACCGGCAAACCACACAUUGCUUACUUCGUGCCGAUGUCAAAGAUUGCCGACUUUCUGAAGGCCGGCUGUGAGGUCACGAUCCUAUUUGCAGAUCUGCAUGCGUACCUUGACAACAUGAAGGCACCGUGGUCGUUGCUGCAGGAGCGCACCAAGUACUAUGAGGCCGUGAUCAAAGCGAUGCUUACUUCGCUCGGUGUUCCGCUGGACAAGUUGCGGUUCGUGCGCGGCACCGAUUAUCAGCUGUCGAAGGAAUACACGCUGGAUGUGUACCGGCUGUCGUCGGUCGUAACGCAGCACGAUGCGAAAAAGGCCGGUGCCGAAGUCGUAAAGCAGGUGGAACACCCGCUGAUGUCCGGUAUCCUCUAUCCCGGGCUGCAGGCACUGGACGAGGAGUACCUCAAGGUGGACGCCCAGUUUGGUGGUGUCGAUCAACGUAAGAUCUUUACCUUCGCCGAAAAGUACCUUCCCCAGCUGGGCUACGCGAAGCGUAUUCAUCUGAUGAACCCCAUGAUUCCGGGGCUGGCCGGUGGCAAAAUGUCAUCGAGCGAGGAAGACUCGAAGAUCGAUCUGCUCGACAGUGCGGCGAAGGUGAAGAGCAAGAUCAAGAAAGCGUUCUGCGAGCCGGGUAACAUCGAGGACAACGGGUUGCUAAAGUUCCUGAAGCACGUCAUCUAUCCGAUGUUUAAAGACGGCGAAACGCUCGUCAUUCACCGGAAGCAGGACUUUGGAGGAGAUCUCGUCUUUGCGGAGUACGAGAAGCUGGAGGAAAGUUUCGCAGCGCAGGACCUCCAUCCGGGUGAUCUGAAGGCCGCGGUUGAAGUGUACAUUAACCGGCUGCUGGACCCAAUUCGCAAGUCGUUUGAUAGUGAUUUCUACCGGGAGCUUACCGAUCGUGCCUAUCCGCAGCCGGGAAAGGCCGCUGCGAAAGCGUCCGCCAAGUCGGCACCCAAUGUUGGUUCCGUUCCGAUUGGUGAAACUACUCCCGACAAGCUGGAGCUAAAGGUUGGACAAAUUCUGGACGCAAUCAAGCAUCCGGACGCGGAUAGUUUGUGCGUGCUGACGGUGGACAUUGGCGGUGGCGAACGUAAAUCCAUCGUCAGCAAUCUACUUGCCCACUACGGGCUCGAUCAGCUCCGCGAAAAGUUGGUGGUAGUGUUAACGAACAUGAAGGCAUCAAAGAUUCGCGGCGUAGAAAGCGAAGGUCUGGUGUUGUAUGCGGCCGGUGCCGACAAAAGUGAACCGCUGGCCGUCCCGGAGGGGUCGAAGGUUGGUGAGCGCAUCAUUGUGGAAGGGUUUGACAAUACCAACAACCCAGUGCCGCAGCUCAACCCGAAGAAGAAGGUGUGGGACAAGAUCCAGGCCGAGCUGCACACGGGCAGUGAUGGCGAAGCGCUGUGGAAAGAGUUUUCACUUAUGACCCUAAACGGCGAUCGUGUCACGUGUACUCUGCCGGGAUGUAAUAUCAAGUAAAGGCUGCCAACGACUGACUGAGAACGGUGCAACGGCUGCUGAUUACGUAUUUACGAUUGCAUUUCAUUUUUGUUGCUGCAGCUCAGCCCAAUUAUUAUGCGUUUGCGACGUGAAGACAUCCGACGAAUUUCGAUCAUAAAGUGACGUUCAUAUAACAAAUUUGCUAUUUCGGAGAAUGUCUUAAAAGUGUUUGUAAAAGAACGUUUAUCGCACGAAAACGAUAUUAGGAAAUUAAAUGUAAAAAUAAAUAAAAAGU